AUGGAAUCAACUAAGGUCACUGCAUUUGUACCACUUCAUGUAGCUAUCAUUGGUUGUGGUAUCGGCGGUCUAGCAGCUGCGAUCGCUCUAAGACAUCAAGGCCACUACGUGACUGUUUAUGAACGUUCUCAUUUUGCUAGUGAAGUCGGUGCUUCGAUCACUGUGGCUGCUAAUGCGACCAAAUAUCUUGAACAGUGGGGUAUCGAUGCCGUUGCUGCUAGGUAA
Rotaria sp. Silwood1 is the source of this 225-nucleotide messenger RNA. NCBI's taxonomy places the organism in Eukaryota, Metazoa, Rotifera, Eurotatoria, Philodinida, Philodinidae. The record is from the annotation of a GenBank genome assembly.